UCCCGGAGGAAUCCGCCCCGGAGUUCCAGGUCCGAAUCCAUGGCGUCGCACGACCACCACCACCACCACCACCACCACAGCCACGACGGCGGCCACUCCCACGGCGAACACCACCAUUCUCAUCACCAGGACGACGGCCAUGGCGGCGCCGGGACGGGGGCGGGCUCGUGGGUCGGGGAGGACGGGCGCGUCUGGCACUCCCACGACGGCCUCGCGCCGCACUCCCACGAGCCCAUCUACUCCCCCGGCGAUUUCACCAAGCGUGCGCCGCCGCUCACCUCGCGGCGCUUCGCCGAACGCGCCUUCACCGUCGGCAUUGGCGGCCCCGUCGGCACUGGGAAAACAGCACUGAUGUUGGCACUUUGCAGAUUCCUCCGUGAAAAAUAUAGUCUUGCAGCAGUUACAAAUGAUAUAUUCACAAAAGAGGAUGGAGAAUUCUUGAUCAAACAUGGAGCACUGCCCGAAGAGCGUAUCCGUGCAGUCGAAACUGGAGGCUGCCCUCAUGCUGCAAUACGUGAGGACAUCAGCAUAAACCUAGGUCCUCUAGAAGAACUAUCAAACUUGUACAAAGCCGAUUUACUCCUCUGUGAAUCUGGUGGAGAUAACCUGGCUGCCAAUUUCAGCAGGGAACUGGCAGACUACAUAAUCUAUAUCAUUGAUGUUUCCGGUGGGGACAAAAUACCAAGAAAAGGUGGCCCUGGGAUAACCCAGGCAGAUCUUUUGAUAAUAAACAAGACAGACCUAGCACCAGCAGUUGGAGCUGACCUAGCUGUAAUGGAACGAGAUGCACUUCGCAUGCGGGAAGGAGGACCAUUUGUCUUUGCACAGGUGAAGCAUGGAGUCGGGGUGGAAGAAAUCGUGAACCACAUUCUGCAAGCUUGGGAGAUCGCGACCGGCAACAAGCGUCGUUAAGAACGUAGCCCGGCGACAAAAUAACAUCGGCCUGCCUCAUAUCACGAGUUGUUAGGCUCGCGCGUGUAUAUCGUGCACUCCAGUGUUACUGUUGUUUUUCUGAAUAAACUGCAUCUUUUGGUGGCUCUGGUUCUGCUGAAAGACGCUAGUGUACAAUCAAGCAUGUGAGACUUGACUAGCUGAUAGUCCAUAAGUUAUUUCUGACUGGGAAAGUGAGGGCCAAAAGUAUGCAUCAUAAAUUGGAUGAGGUGUGAUUGUGUGUUCAUCCAGUAAUAACCGAUGAGAGA
Molecule: messenger RNA, 1199 nt
Organism: Oryza brachyantha (malo sina)
Lineage: Eukaryota; Viridiplantae; Streptophyta; Magnoliopsida; Poales; Poaceae
Product: urease accessory protein G
Exons: 7
Coding region: 40-912 (290 amino acids)
Molecular function (GO): nickel cation binding; GTPase activity
Source: RefSeq, a predicted model, not a curated record